Glarea lozoyensis ATCC 20868 is the source of this 1902-nucleotide messenger RNA. RefSeq lists its product as uncharacterized. The record is from RefSeq and is a predicted model, not a curated record. NCBI's taxonomy places the organism in Eukaryota, Fungi, Ascomycota, Leotiomycetes, Helotiales, Helotiaceae. The transcript has 2 exons. Bases 1 to 1902 code for a protein of 633 amino acids.
AUGGAUUUGAUCCAAGAGCCCGCGGUACAUCGACGACCUGACCCGGAAGCGAGCUCUCGAAAGCACUUCGCGAAAACAAAAUCACUUCACACUAGAGGACAGUUCGUACUGUUUCAACUCUAUCUAAGCAAAAUUUACACUUUGGCAACAUCAUUCCCAAAGCUAAGCUGGCUGUUACUCAUCGCCUGGGUCAUCAAAGGAGGACUAGGAACCUUUCUAGAUAGAGAAAAUAGCACAACAUGCUUCAGCCGAGCAGAUCAGUUUAUCGGAAACGCACAGCAAGUAUUUAAUAUGGUUACCUGGGUAAAGAGAGGAAGCUGUAUUCGUGGCGAUAACGACUUUGAUUGUUACAACAACGUGCAAUACAUGCUUCAAUCUGGGCUCAACGACCUACGAAAAGCUGAAUACGCUGGCGCUGCCGGUGUUCUUGCUCUGCUCCCUACAAUCGGCGCGUUACUUGGAGCACCGACAAACGAAAUAUGGCGUCUACUGACUCUCGUACCUUUUGGUGGAGUCAUUGCUAUGUUUCUUUCCUUUGGUGGAGCGAUUCUUCCUGUUCGUGUUCAAGACUACGAAAUGGAUUUCUCGAAGCGGAGACAAGGCAGGACGACCACUAUUGGAGACAUUGAUGACAGUUCUGGGGAAGAACAUAUGGAUUACGAUGCAAACGAUGUCAAAGACAAUAAGGAGCAGAAGAAGAUAAGACUUGAAAGGAUCGUUCGCAAAAGGUUACAGCAGCACGAAAGUCAACGCAUCCCACUUCAGUAUAUCUCGUUCGGUCUCUUGGGUAUGAUCGCUUUUCUUUUCGCCGCGCAAGUAGCUAUGGCAAUCGUAGAGCAGGGUGCCAUUGUAUCUUGGUGGUGUGAUUCAAUCUGGUGGAUGCAUCUCUGGUUUUUCAUGGUCACUGCGACAGCAAUCGCAGACAAUUACGUUCAGAUGCCGUUCAAACACCAAUGGAAACUGUUCAUCUCCGACAUCCCAUACGAAGUCUCCGUCUCGGGCGGCGACAACAUCACGGAUUGGCAUCAUGGUGGUAACAGCGUCGGUGUCGCCUUACGCCAACUCUAUACCCUCAAGACCGGACAACUAUCUCUCUUCGGUUCUCAUGCGCGUGCUAAACCGCGCAACUCCUUUAUCGUGAUGAUAUCAGUGCCGCAAGAUAGCGCUGCCGGUUUGAAUUCCUUCCUCAAAGCCCUCAGCAAGGUCUGCAGUAUCGGGGUCUUUGCUGUUGGAACCGCGCUGUUUGCUUCAUCUCAAUUCUUGAGCUUAUUGAUGGCAUGUAUGGCUAUCACUGUAAUCCUCUGCGCAGCGGUCUUCGGGCGGACGAUUGCGGGCUGGAUCAUUAUGGGCAUUGAACAAAGUGAGCCGAUGGUACAUUACAUCGCUAGCAAUACCGAGGAAGCAACAGAUGUAAUCAAACGUCUUUUAUCGAUUGACACGACUAUGGAUCUCGAACCAGGCGUACUCGCCCGCGUUCAGUCGUCCACCACGGGGCUGGAUAAAAUGAUGAACAAUACCCACAUGCGACAAUACCACACCGCAUCCCCCAGCGACCAAACCACUGACUUCGAAGCCAUAAAUCUCGAUGCCUCCCGCCAUCCUAGCAUGGCCCAAAACAUCUACAGCAGAGAUGCUAAACCACUGUCAGCACAAGCAGACCACAUAUCUCAGAUCUCCACGCGCUCCCAAGGCCUGCAAGACGCAAAGAUGCAAUCAGACCCUCUCUUCAGCCCUAGUGCCGUCGCUAAUCCUUUGUACUUGCGCAAACCGCAGGUCGAGAUUGAAGGUCAUAUAUUCGUGGAUCGACAGAGGGUUUGGCGACGGAGUGUGCUUCCGUUGAUGAUUCUGGGGAUUAUGGCACGGCCGUUUGAUCUGGGGAGGUUUUAUCGGAAACAUAGGUAG